Tigriopus californicus is the source of this 1472-nucleotide messenger RNA. Its product is annotated as SET domain-containing protein 4-like. The coding region runs from base 116 to 1330 and encodes 404 amino acids. The transcript has 2 exons. Lineage: Eukaryota; Metazoa; Arthropoda; Copepoda; Harpacticoida; Harpacticidae. Gene Ontology annotation, biological process: peptidyl-lysine monomethylation; peptidyl-lysine dimethylation; peptidyl-lysine trimethylation. The record is from RefSeq and is a predicted model, not a curated record. Gene Ontology annotation, molecular function: histone H3K4 methyltransferase activity; transcription coactivator activity; histone H3K36 methyltransferase activity.
UAGAGUUGUUUUUAUUUUGAAGAUCCCACGAUUCCGAAUCCAAAGCUCUCCUCUGCGGACUUCAAAUUGACUUGCCUGUUUAAUUAUCUCUCGGGUUGGUUUGUUCAACUUUCAAAUGGAAGCAUCUCAAGAUGUAAAAGUCGAGCAACUCAUAAAAUGGCUGCAAGACAGAGGUUGGAAGUGUGAUCCGCUGCUGUUGCGAGUCUUUGAUUUCCCACAAACCGGAAGAGGACUCCAAGCUUUGAAACGGAUAGAACCUGGAACCAGGCUCAUAGCCAUCCCAGGAGCACGGAAUAUCCUAAUCAGCCUGUACUCCAUUAGGCAAUGCCCUGCUUUUUUACAAUCCCUUACCUCUUCCAAAGAAGUGGAGCAACUCGGAUCCCACCUGAUUCUUUCGUCGUUUCUCAUGUUCUUAAAGAGCAAUAAUGGAUUUUGUGGACCUGACAAUUGGAACCCUUAUUUGAACAGUUUACCUGAAUGUUACAGUGUUCCAUUUUUCUUGAACGCUCAAACUGUGAAUAUCCUUCCGAGAUAUUUGAAGGCUCUGGUUGAGGCUCAGAUCGUGCUUGUGACCAAGAAUUUCCAACUGCUUAAAACAAAAUUCAUGUCAAGCCAACCGCCACUUGACAAUUUUUCUUGGGCAUGGUUUACCGUGAACACAAGGGGCGUGUUUUAUGAUUACAAAAAGGCCGAUCCAAAGUGCGAUAAUCUGGCUCUGGUUCCGUUUUUGGAUCUGUUCAACCACUCCUGUGACGUGACAGUUAAAGCUGGAUUUAUUCCAGACACAGAUUGCUACGAGAUCGUCACCGAGACUGGAAUUGAUGCUGGAUCGCAAGCUUUCAUAAACUAUGGACCUCAUGGCAACGUAAAGCUUUUUGUAGAAUAUGGGUUUGUCAUAGCUGAUAAUCCCAAUGAUUGUAUUCCCAUCACAUUGGAAGAGCUACAAGAGCAUCUCGGGUACACUCUCGUCCAGGACGAAAAGAUUGAGUUGGCGAGGAGAAAUGGCUUCCACCACAACAUGAGCAUUCAUCGUGAUGGUUGUACUUGGGGUCUCUUGGCUUGCCUCCAGAUUCUCACCAUGAAGACAGGAAAUGUACAUCAAUGGCAAAGAUUGGUUUACGAAACUGACCUGGAGAGCGAUUGCAAACUCCUACAAACACUUCGACUGUUUAUGGAUACUCUUGAAACAGAGAUCACCCAAUGUAAAUCCGGGUUGAUAGGUACGAAGAAUGGUGGAAGGUCUGAAGUGGUUCUGUUAUCGCUUCUAGAUGAACAUCUGCGAUUGCUAAAGCAAAGCGGGCGAGCUCUAGCUAACAAUAUAGAGAAAUAAUUCACUUCUCUAAGAUCCAACGACUAGAUAUUUUUGUAUUAUGACAGCAAAACAUUUACUGAAGGUUCAACUUCGUGAAUAUCGGGACAAUAAGCUCAACAGUGAUCGCAAUUUAUAGAAAUAAAAUGUGUUUAAAACUUCA